UCUCCUUAGAACAAAGCAUGUCUGGCCGCGGCAAAGGCGGGAAGGGGCUGGGGAAGGGAGGAGCCAAGCGCCACCGCAAGGUGCUGCGCGACAACAUCCAGGGCAUCACCAAGCCCGCCAUCCGGCGCCUGGCUCGCCGCGGCGGCGUGAAGCGCAUCUCCGGCCUCAUCUACGAGGAGACCCGCGGGGUGCUCAAGGUGUUCCUGGAGAACGUGAUCCGGGACGCCGUGACCUACACGGAGCACGCCAAGCGCAAGACGGUCACCGCCAUGGACGUGGUGUACGCGCUCAAGCGCCAGGGCCGCACCCUCUACGGCUUCGGCGGCUGAGCGUUUCACUUGCUUAUCCCGUUCCUCCAAGGUCCUUCUCAGGGCCACCCAUGAAAUCUGUGAAAGAGCUGUAGACUAAAGACCCUUGAUUUCCUAACACCUAAACAUUUGGCAGUUUUGUCAAAAUAGCGGUUUUACAUAAACAGUCGCCAAGGUUACUGCAACUCAGUGCCCCUUUCGGCAUCACCUAGUGGUUAGAAGUGCCGGAUCCUCUGAUAGACGACCAAAUGUAUAACGCCUCUGAUUUCUCCAAAAGCUACGAUAGCAUAACGGCCGGGUUCAUGUAGCUUGUAUGGAUUACUUCAACUGCAAGGGCCGUGUAACUGACAGCGUGGUCCGCAACACCCAAAAUGCUUCACUAUCGCCCUUCGCAGAAAGUCGGUCCACCCUCAAAACAUUAAGUACGUUUAA
Cebus imitator (Panamanian white-faced capuchin) is the source of this 740-nucleotide messenger RNA. RefSeq names its product histone H4. Gene Ontology annotation, molecular function: structural constituent of chromatin; DNA binding; protein heterodimerization activity. The record is from RefSeq and is a predicted model, not a curated record. Gene Ontology annotation, cellular component: nucleosome. Gene Ontology annotation, biological process: nucleosome assembly. The transcript has a single exon. Lineage: Eukaryota; Metazoa; Chordata; Mammalia; Primates; Cebidae. Bases 18 to 329 code for a protein of 103 amino acids.